AUGAUCAGCGCGGGCGAGCGCGCGUACAUAACCCAGUGCGUGGAGGGAGGGCUGCGCGGCGACGGCAGGGGAUGCCUGGAUCACAGGGUGACCCGCUUGGAUGUGGGUACCAUCCCGCAGGCCAACGGAUCGGCCAGGGUGCAGCUCGGCGGGACCGACGUCAUGGUGGGCGUCAAGGUUGAGAUUGGUGCACCACUGGCAUUUCGUCCUGAUUCUGGCCGUGUGGAAUUCAAUGUGGACUUCUCUCCUUGUGGAUCUCCUGACUUUGAGGGAAAGGAAGGCGAGGUCUUAGGAGCUGAUUUGGCGAAUGCACUAGCAAGAAGUGUUGUAGUUGGACCAGAUGGCAAAGCUGGGGGCCUGGACCUGGCAACCCUGUCCAUCUUGCCUGGAAACUCAUGCUGGGUGAUAUUUGUUGAUGCCCUGAUCCUGAACAAUGAUGGCUCGUUGCUGGAUGCUGUGACCAUGGCCAUGCGGGGGGCACUGGCAGAGAUCCGCAUACCUCACGUCGAAAUCACGAAGGGAGACAGUGCAGAGGUGCCUGAAUUUGAAAUAGACAAUGAAAAGUCCUCGAAAUUAGAUGCCGGAGCUGUACCGAUUAUUGUGACAGUCGCUAAGAUUGGGCGUCGCUAUUUGGUGGAUCUGACAUCUGAGGAAGAGCUUUGCUCGGAUUUUUCGCUCCACAUUGCGGUUAAUGCGGAAGGCCGAGUGUGUGGAGUCACGAAGAAAGGGAGCACACCUGUCCAUGCGUCUGUCAUGCAGGAGAUGCUGGAAUUGGCCCAGAGAAUUGGACCCAAGGUCAUAGAAUCUUUGGAUGCUUACAUUGUUGAUGUGUUGGGCGAGUGA
Messenger RNA from Ostreobium quekettii, 843 nucleotides. NCBI's taxonomy places the organism in Eukaryota, Viridiplantae, Chlorophyta, Ulvophyceae, Bryopsidales, Ostreobiaceae. The record is from the annotation of a GenBank genome assembly.